GGCCACUUCCGCCGCCUCCGAGACCAGCCGGCCUCCCUCCCCGCUACCCGCUGCACGCGGAGUCUGACGAGGGACCUCCAGCCUCCCGACCCGCCCCGCACUGGCCUGGACUCCUCACCCGGCUACCCACGAGACGCAGCACGUGGGACGGAUCAGCCAGGCUCGCGAGGAAGGAAACAAGGAAGCCUACGAGCUUCCAGAAAGUACGCUUAACGAAUGGCCACUCAGCCAGACAACACAGUCAGGGCCCAGCGCCUUCCCCAGCCCGUCGCCAGCACCGCAGUCAGCACACCCUGCCGUCGCCGCAGACACGCACAACGACAGCGCGCACGGCGUCGGUACGCACGGCGUCGGCGCGUGCGCGCUCGGAGGCGUCUGCCCGGCGCCGAGAUGUCGUACAUGCUCCCGCACUUGCACAAUGGCUGGCAGGUGGACCAGGCCAUCCUUUCGGAGGAAGACCGAGUCGUCGUCAUUCGGUUCGGGCACGACUGGGACCCCACCUGCAUGAAGAUGGACGAGGUUCUUUACAGCAUAGCCGAGAAGAAAUGGCAGAUAAUGGGGUCUUCCUCAUCUUGUUACGAGCCCCGUUUGGAAAUCCCAGCUGUUUUAAAGUUAAGAAUUUUGCAGUUAUUUAUCUUGUGGAUAUUACAGAAGUACCUGACUUCAACAAAAUGUAUGAGUUAUACGAUCCAUGUACUGUCAUGUUUUUCUUCAGAAACAAGCACAUCAUGAUUGACUUGGGCACCGGCAACAACAACAAGAUUAACUGGGCCAUGGAGGACAAGCAGGAGAUGGUGGACAUCAUAGAGACUGUGUACCGUGGCGCCCGCAAAGGCCGCGGUCUGGUUGUGUCUCCCAAGGACUACUCCACCAAGUACAGAUACUGAGCAUGUAUCAGUCUGUGGAUAAAUACUGUGGAGCUGUUUUUUUAUGCAGAGAUGUUUCAAACUGUUGAGAGCCUUUGGAA
Otolemur garnettii (small-eared galago) is the source of this 967-nucleotide messenger RNA. It is a transcript of the gene TXNL4A, whose product is annotated as thioredoxin like 4A. The record is from RefSeq and is a predicted model, not a curated record. The transcript is spliced from 5 exons. NCBI's taxonomy places the organism in Eukaryota, Metazoa, Chordata, Mammalia, Primates, Galagidae. Gene Ontology annotation, biological process: mRNA splicing, via spliceosome. Gene Ontology annotation, cellular component: U5 snRNP; U4/U6 x U5 tri-snRNP complex; spliceosomal complex. The coding region runs from base 546 to 887 and encodes 113 amino acids.